Chrysochloris asiatica (Cape golden mole) is the source of this 588-nucleotide messenger RNA. RefSeq names its product LKAAEAR motif containing 1 (gene LKAAEAR1). NCBI's taxonomy places the organism in Eukaryota, Metazoa, Chordata, Mammalia, Afrosoricida, Chrysochloridae. Bases 1 to 588 code for a protein of 195 amino acids. The transcript has 3 exons. The record is from RefSeq and is a predicted model, not a curated record.
AUGCAGCCACCGGUGGCGAAGGAGACUGGGCAUAGGGGCCCGCAGGAUCGGGCCGGGAAAAACGCGCCAGGGUCAGGGCCCCGCGAAGGGCGUGCGAAGAGGGCACCCCCGGUCGAGCCACCCAAGCCGGGCUGGGCGCUGACGCUGGAGAAGCUGACGGCCAUGCAGCCCCCGCAGCGCCAUCGUCACCUGCUUUUCUGCGAUCUGCUCGAGGACGUGAGCGCGGCUGCGUCCAUCUUCCCGCGCCACUCGCUGGAGCUGGUGGACCGCAUGCCCGACCCUCGUAUGUGGAUACAACCAUUGGAGCUGCCCGAACUACGACAGAACCGGCUUCUGGGUGUCCUCAAAGCUGCCGAGGCCCGUGGGCGGGUCCGCGCCCUACGGCUUCGCUACACCCGCAUGCGGGCCGAAGAGAUUUCACUCCUCAUCCAGAGGCAAAAGUCCGUGAGAGCUGCCAUACGGCUGGAGGUGUUCCUGCCACCGCACCUGAAACCCAAAAGGAUCCCGGACCCUCUGGACAGGCAAGAGCGGAGGCGAGUGGAGACCAUUCUGGAAGAAAACGUGGACGGCAGCAUCUUUCCACGCUGA